Colletotrichum orchidophilum is the source of this 4089-nucleotide messenger RNA. RefSeq lists its product as uncharacterized. Gene Ontology annotation, molecular function: glycerophospholipase activity. Lineage: Eukaryota; Fungi; Ascomycota; Sordariomycetes; Glomerellales; Glomerellaceae. Gene Ontology annotation, biological process: piecemeal microautophagy of the nucleus; neutral lipid catabolic process; macroautophagy. The transcript is spliced from 2 exons. The coding region runs from base 1 to 4089 and encodes 1362 amino acids. The record is from RefSeq and is a predicted model, not a curated record.
AUGAGACUCAAAUUAGGGGGAGGAGGCCAGUGUAGCUCUGCUGGCAGGGUUACGGCACAGCUGCUCUUAUCGUUCCUCGCGGUAUCACCGACUCUAGCUUCCGUUGGGGAAGUGACAGACAACCAAGAGACCGUCCUUCAACCGGGGCCGCUGCUUCCACCUAGCACCGCACAACCCAACUCUGGCGAACAUCUAUUCACGUUACGACAUAUUUUCCAUCAUGGCACAUAUCGGCAUCCUCAGCUGCACCGACGCAAGGAUGUCCGCCACUCCGACGGCGCCGAUAACCAGGUCUGGCUGGCAGAGGAGGACGGAUACAAGAGGGAGAGGGUAAUGCCUCUCAAGGCCCAGAGCACACCCCUCAAGAUCGAGCGCAUGGUCGAUCGUCGUCCGUCCGUCGUUGACCCCAUGGUCACCGAAGCUCGUCAGCGCGGCUACGUCAACAUCAUGUCGCCUUCCGACUGGACCACCGACGAGGUCCCCGGGCCCGACGUCACGGACAAGGCCACCGUUAUCAGCCUCGCCAUCAUGGCUGCAAACGCAUACAUAGAAGAGGAGGGCAAGGCAGACUGGGAAGAGGUCGGCAGCGGCUACAACAGAAGCGCUGAUUUUGGAUGGGAAGGCGACGGACUUCGGGGGCAUAUCUGGGCGGACGAGGCGAACUCGACAAUCGUGAUUGGCCUCAAGGGAACUUCUACGGCCAUAUUCGACGGAGAGGGAACCACCACCAACGACAAGGUCAACGACAACCUUUUCUUCAGCUGCUGUUGUGCUCAGCAGGGGCAAUGGACUUGGCAUCAAGUGUGCGACUGCGCCACAUCCACCUACUCAUGCAACAACACCUGCGUCGUGCAAGCGCUCAAAGACGAGCACCGAUAUUACACGGCGGCCAAGGAACUGUACUCCAACGUUACUGAGCUUUUUCCCGACUCCAAUAUUUGGUUGUCGGGACAUUCGCUCGGGGGUGCUGUCAGCUCCCUCCUAGGGCUGACCUAUGGUAUCCCCGUCGUGACCUUUGAGGCCGUGCCAGAGGCACUCGCUGCUAGCAGACUCGGUUUGCCUGUUCCUCCGGGCUACAACCAGAUGCUGCAUCAAGCUCGCCAAGACACGGGCGCUUUCCAUUUCGGCCACACAGCAGACCCCAUCUACAUUGGCACUUGCAACGGCGCUACUGCGACGUGUUCCUUCGCUGGAUAUGCCAUGGAAUCGGCUUGUCAUUCUGGCCUUGAGUGCGUUUACGAUGUUGUGGCCGACAAGGGAUGGAGAGUCGGCAUCGGAACCCACAAGAUCCGAUCCGUGAUCCACGAUGUCAUUAUGAAGUAUGAUACGGUCCCAGAGUGUAAGGCUACACCCGAGUGUCGCGACUGCGCCAACUGGAAAAUGUACGAGAGCAACGGGACCGAAUCAACAACAACGUCCAGGUCCUCAACAACAUCCAAAACGCGCACUCGGACAGCCACCUGCCAGACGCCGGGCUGGUGGGGUUGCUUGGAUGAGACCACAACGACGCCGGUCACGACGACUACGUCUACAUCGACCACGUCAACCUGUAAGACACCCGGAUGGUUCGGGUGCAAGGACGAGACGACCACGACCACUACCACGACCACUUCUUCUUCAUCUACCUCCACAACUUCAACUACAACAACCUGCAAGACGCCUGGAUGGUUCGGGUGCAAGGAUCAGACUACGUCGACCACGAUGCGGCAGAGAUGGGCUAAGGGCCCCAACUUGACAUUUACUAUCUCGAACGACGCGAUGGCUGCGACCGCAAAUGACACGCGCGAUGAGUCUUCAGACUCUGGAAGCGGCAGCGACAGCGAAAAUGACACCCCGACGAUUGCCACCCCAACGACGGUGGAAUGGCUUGCGACCGGUCGAUCAAAGCGGUCUACUGCCGGCAAUCGCAUGAAGUCCAUGCUCGCCAACGAAGAGCCCGACUCGGACCUCGAACUACUCUUCGCCGAAGACGACAACGACGAAGGCUUCACCGAUGUUGACGAUGCCGGUUCCGAUGUGCAGAUGGAUUCGUCGUCCGACGACGAGGAUGAGCAGCAGCAGGGAGACGAUUUGGAGGGAGAAAAGGAGCUCGAGAAACAGGCCCGGGACAAGAAGCUGGCUUCGCGGAAACGUAAGGCCCAGGAAGCUAUUCCCGCCAAGUUCAGAAAGAAGGUUCGCAUCGAACAGACUGCCGCGCCAGCGCCUCGACCGAAGAAGAAGUCCGAACGGACGAGUUGGCUGCCAUCGGCGGCGGACAUGCCCAUCCGCGCCUCGCUCCGUCAGACGACGAUGCUCAGCAAGGAGCAGCUGCACCAACAGAUGAAGGAACGCGAGGCGAAGCGGCUGAAACAGGCGGCCAUGAUGGAGAAGAAGGCAAAGAAGCUCGAGGCGAUGAAGAAACCGCCCAUGACCCAGGCGGAACGGCUGGCCGAAGCGGCUCUCGUGGAGAAGCGCAACGCAAAGUCGUUGAACAGGUGGGAGGUGGCUGAAAAAGCGCGAGAGGAAGAACGACUUGCGAAGCUCGCCGCGCUCAACAACCGAACGCUCAAGGGCCCUGUGGUUACCUACUGGAGCGGCAUCGGCGAAUGGGAGCAUCAUUUGAAGCAUGUGGGCAGGGUCGCCGAGGAGGAGAAGCCCGUUCGGAAGAAGAGGGAGAAGAAAGAGAAGGUGGACAAGGCGAUGGGCAAGGAGAAGGACCAAAAAGAUGCCAAGGAGGAUGGCCCAGUAUCGAAUGCUUCUGCCCCGACAGCAACAGAGGGGCAAUCGGACGCAAAGCCUGACGCUCCGCCAGCUCCUCCGACAUCAACGGAUGCCGAAAUACUUCAACAGAACGAUACCCCAAAGGCACCACCGCCAUCAACACCCGCCCCGACAGACCCUACACUGAGCACAAAGUUGGAAGAUCGGCUCCCUGUAAUGGCCCCCCCGCCUAUCCCGCCACCGCCAUCGUCGUCGCUCGCCAUGCCCAAACCUGAAGACAAAUCCAGAAUAAUGGCACCGCCAUCAAUACCUCCACCACCGACCUUUGGCCCAUUGCCCAUGGCUCCUCCGCCUAUUCCGCCACUUCCAAAGGCUUCGGCACCUGUAUUGGCCGCGCCUGUGUUGGCAGCUCCAGUGCUCGCACCGCCGGUUCUCGCCCCUCCCUUGGGCGGCAUCCACCUUGCCCAGCACACGACGCAGCCAAAGUCCAAUGUUCUGGCGCCUCCUAAUGCAUGCCAGCACAAGUCUCCCCUCUCCAUGCCGGCGCCUCCUCCGCCUCCGUCUGCAAGACCGCCGCCGCCUCCCUCGCUUGCACCGCUUCAGCCAACACAACCUCUCACCCCGCCCAAACCCUCACCACAACCGGCGGUAGAUCUCUCUCCUCCCGCACCACCUGCGCCGGCAGAGGCGCCUGCGCCUGAGGAGCCUCCUCCGAGCGAGGUCGCUCGUAACGCGUUUAUUCUCCGUAACUUUGACGAAGAGCGUGUCCGUGACAAGACAGUCCAGACCCAGAUUCUUUUUGGACGGCGGAUGGAUCGCCUUGCAAAGCCGGCACCUCGGCCAGUAUGUGUCAUCACUGCCCACCCAGCCCGCUACCGCGAUCCCGAGACGGGUUUGCCGUACUUCAACGCCUAUGCAUACCGCGAAAUCCAACGUCUCCGCCGCGGUGAGUACAAAUGGAGCAGCCUGCUUGGCGCGUGGGUCGGCAGCUGCACAUAUGCCGCUCGCGGGGUGCCAGAGCGAUUCCUGAAAGGAGGUCCGCCAAGGCAGCCAAAGAAGAAGGAAGUGGGAAAGGAGGAGGAGGAAAGAGUUCCAGAGACGACCAAUGGCGCCGUCGGAGAGAAGACCGAGGAACAGGAACCCAAAGCGGCCAAGACAAUACCGCCCGCUGAAGAGGGAGUGGUGGAUCAGCUGACAACGAAGACGGAUGCCGCGACGGUGCCCUCACCGUCACCGUCGGCGGCACAGAAACAGACGCAGCCGCCUACGCAGCCGCCGACGCAGCCGCCGCCGCCAAGCGAGGUUCAGACCCAGGACCAGGGAGCGAAGCCAGCGCUCGCCGAGCCUGCCCCACACCCCGCUGCCGCUUCGGCCGCGACUGCUGUAUGA